This is a messenger RNA of Dermochelys coriacea (leatherback sea turtle), 918 nucleotides long. It is a transcript of the gene GARIN5A, whose product is annotated as family with sequence similarity 71 member E1. The record is from RefSeq and is a predicted model, not a curated record. Lineage: Eukaryota; Metazoa; Chordata; Testudines; Dermochelyidae. Gene Ontology annotation, cellular component: nucleus. The transcript has 4 exons. Bases 312 to 773 code for a protein of 153 amino acids.
GUCACUCCAGCCGGGUCCCCUCCAGCCUGUGUCUCACCCCAGGGUGGUGUCCUCAGUGGGGGGCAAUGUACAGCGAGUGGGGAAACUGAGUCACGCGGGGGGUGGCAGAAGUGCCCAUGCCCAUGGGAGUGGGGCACCUGGUGCCCUUUUGGGGAUGGGGAAAAGGAGGGAAGGGAGUUUGGGGGCAGGCGUGUUGGGGGGGGUUGCCCUUACCAGCAUCGGCCUGACAUAUUCUUGCCCCCCCCACCCCCGCAGGCUCCAGGCUGUUGUAACCAGGACCCCCCCGGCCCCCCCGAUGCCCGGGCUGCAGCAUGGGUCAGCUGCAGCGCUGCCUGGCGCGCGGGGAGUAUGGGCAGCUGCAGAAGUGCCCGCUCUUCGAGAGUGACUUCCUCCAGGUAACCAAGAGCGGGGACGUGGCCAGCCGGGUGACCCUGGGCAUCGCCGCCACCAGCCCCCGCCUGGAGCUGCCUGACCUCCUGCUGCUGGCGCGGCCCGUCCUGGCGCCCCUGGUGGGGCCCUGCUGCUGCCGCUGUGCCGAGGGGCUGCCCCCGCUGGGGGAGGAGCUCGAGCUCUUUGGGCUGCUGCCCCUGCGCUUCGUGCGGCUCUCCAUCCACGACGAACUCCGGCACCGGCUCAAGGUGCGUCUGGCCUCGGGCCGCACCUUCUACCUGCAGCUCCUGGCGCCGCCCACCCAGCUGGAGCGAGUCUUCGGGCAGUGGGUGCGACUGCUGUACCACCUGCGCUACCAGCGGCCUGGCGCCUGGGACAGGUGAUAUUCAAACCCCUUGGGGAAGAAAAGGGGGUGCAGGGCAGGCGCCCCCCCGGAAACCAGACACACAGGACUGGGGGUGGGUGGGGCCUCGCGCUCCUCCCCCGAGGGUAAACCCUAAGACACACCAAUAAAAAGCGAGACUCCAG